Molecule: messenger RNA, 1608 nt
Organism: Rhodamnia argentea
Lineage: Eukaryota; Viridiplantae; Streptophyta; Magnoliopsida; Myrtales; Myrtaceae
Product: OVARIAN TUMOR DOMAIN-containing deubiquitinating enzyme 12-like
Exons: 11
Coding region: 216-1259 (347 amino acids)
Biological process (GO): protein deubiquitination
Molecular function (GO): cysteine-type deubiquitinase activity
Source: RefSeq, a predicted model, not a curated record
UCUCUCUAGGAACGAUCGAUCUACGGACGAAGAAGGCCUCCUUCGAAGUACUUCAAAAGAUGGGCAGGGAUGUAUCUGUUAGUUUAGGGGAAGACUAUCCAGGGCAUGACUGUUAGUUGGUGGGGUCUCCUUAAUAUUGUCCUCCUGGGUUACGAUGCUGCUUUUUCAACUAAAUGAAAGAACAGCGCUUAGCCUCGUGUUGUGAAUGAGGGAAAAUGAUUUCGCACGAUCAAGAUCAUGGUUUUGUACAGUGGGGUCUCCAGCUCUUUGACAGUGAUCCGUAUUCCAAUUGCGGAUACUGCAGUACCGUGACUCAGGAUAAUUUAGACUACUAUCAGGGACCCUACUUCAAGGAAGAUGAUUAUAGCAUGGAAUUUGGGAAUGUGGAGAAUGAUGCACUUAUAGCACAUGCUCUUCAAGAGGAACUAUCUCAGCUGGCUGUUACAGAAACAGAUCAAUCUGCGCAUGAAGAAUCAGAACAGUUGCAAUCAUCUUUCUUCUCACACGAUUGGCCUGACCAAUCUAUUCAAAACUAUGCUUCAGGACAGGAGGAAGCAGAAGCUAUUUUACAUUCCAGUUCAUGUCCUAGCCCUGAUGAAGAGGUUUGCUGCAGGGAAGACUGGCCAUAUUCCUUAGAGCUUCCAGAUGAGUAUGCCUAUGAUGGCGAACUGGGUAGGCGGAUAAAUCAGAUGAUUUGUGUUCCGCAUGUGCCAAAAACCAAUGGUGAGAUUCCAUCAGUGGAUGAAGCUACUUUAGAUCAUCAACGGCUACUUGAGAGAUUGCAGCUUUAUGGUCUGGUGGAGUGCAAAGUUCAAGGAGAUGGUAACUGUCAGUUCCGAGCCCUGUCUGAUCAGAUCUACCACACCCCCGAGCACCAUGACUUUAUGAGACAGGAAAUCGUUAAACAGCUGAAGUCUUGCCCAGAGAUAUAUGAGGGAUAUGUGCCUAUGGCUUAUGAGGACUAUUUGGAGAAGAUGUCUAAGACUGGUGAAUGGGGUGAUCAUGUCACAUUGCAGGCUGCUGCAGACUUGCAUGGCGUUAGGAUAUUUGUCAUAACUUCUUUCAAGGACACAUGCUACAUUGAGAUUCUUCCAAAUGAUCAAAAGUCUAAACGAGUUAUAUUCUUGAGUUUUUGGGCAGAGGUGCAUUACAACUCAAUAUACCUGGAGGGAGAUGUAUCUCCAUCUAAGAUGAAGAAGAAGAAAGGAUGGCGAAUGUUCCGGAACAAGCACUUGGAGUCCUCAGAGGAAUAUUACUGACACAGGAUAUCAUAGACUCAGAGCAGACUCAUAUGUCACUGCGGCAGAAUUCCUUUUAUCUCUCUGUCAUGUACUUCCAGGUCGUGCUCUCAUAGUUCGCAUAAUGCAAGGAGAAGCUUCAUCCGUCUCUUUCAUCCGGCCUCGGCUCCAUUGUACAUGUCCUAACUUUGCCCGAGACUUUUCUUUCUGGCUUUAUUCUUUGAAUAAGUUGAUUUGAUCUUGUGGAAUUCUUUCACAGAACAGCUAGGCAUGACAUUUUAUCUACUUCUCCUCUUCAGAAAAUUGCACUCUUUUAUGGAGUUUGCAACUGGGGUAUGCGAUUGCAAUCGCAUGUCGUGUAGUCAUUUAA